CUGUGCCGCCGCGCGCAUGGGGUCGCGCGUGGAGCUGGGGUUCGCGGAGGAGGCGGCCCCGUGGCGCCUGCGCAGCGCCCAGUUCCCCAGCAAGGUGGGGGGGCGGCCGGCGUGGCUGGGCGAGUCCGGGCUGCCGGGCCCCGCUGAGCUGCGCUGCGGGCGGUGCGGGCGGCCCUGCGCCUUCCUGCUGCAGCUCUACGCGCCGCUCCCCGGCCGCCCCGACGCCUUCCACCGCGGCCUCUUCGUGUUCUGCUGCCGCGGGCCCGCCUGCUACCGGCCCGGGGCCCAGGGGCCGCUGCGAGUUUUUAGGAACCAGCUUCCGAGGAAGAAUGACACCUAUUCCUAUGAUCCACCACCUGAAGCGCCCCCUCCUGAAGGGCAUCCCCCUGUGAGCCUCCAGCUUCAAUGUGGAGCUCAACUGUGCAGAGUCUGUGGCUGUUUAGGGCCAAAGGCAUGUUCCAAAUGUCACAGGGCCCAUUACUGUAGUAAAGAUCAUCAGACUGUAGAUUGGAAAUUGGGACACAAACUGUCUUGUGCGCAGUCAGCUCAACUGGACACUGCAAUUCCAGAUCACAAGUUCCUUUUUCCAGAGUAUGAAAUUGUAAUAGAACCUGAGGAAAUGGAAACUCCUGGUGACAGUCAAACAGAUGCAGAUACACAAAAGAACUUGGAGAAACAUGACGAAUUGGCGGCUGCAGGCGGUGCAAGUGAUGGUUUUGAGUCACUGGAUGAGGAGGUAUUGGAGGCAAUGGCAAAACAUGAGACUCGAGAAGACAAGAUUUUCCAAAAGUUUAAAAAUCGAAUAGCUGCAGAGCCAGAACAGAUUCUCAGAUACUGUCGAGGAGGAGAAGGUCCCAUAUGGAUCUCAGGUGAAAACAUUCCUCAGAUGAAAGAUAUCCCAAAUUGUUCAUGUGGUGCCCAAAGGAUGUUUGAAUUCCAAGUUAUGCCACAACUCCUGAACCACCUGAAGGUUGAUAGCCUAGGAGAAAGUAUUGACUGGGGAACACUGGUAGUCUACACCUGUGCUGAAAACUGUAACCAAGCAAAUGGAUAUAUGGAGGAGUUCAUCUGGAAGCAGGACAUAACUGCAGACUCUACUUAACUACUACACAUUUAUUUUUAGUUUCUGUAAAGAAAUGAAUUGAGUUUAUACACAUGUACUGAAGUGUUACACAUUGCAAGAAGGAAAAAAGGUAAAGAACUAUUAUUUCAUACUGAGGAACUAGCCCAGAGUUGUAUCACCUUUAAUGUGUACAUUGUAAUUUAAUGACUUAACUAUAAUUUAAACAGACCUGGUUGAAAUUUUUUGUGCAUGUCACCAGUACAUAUGAGCCUGAGCAUUUAAGGUUCCUACCCAUUGUUUGGUUUCACUAUCCAAGAUGAAGUAAAAGCUGAUGGUUGAAAAUUUCAUUUUUUUCCUCAGCAUUUUUUAAAAAGCAAUCUUUAGUUUCACUCAAACACUUCUAGUGCUCCUAGAGCCAGUAAAUUGUCUUUUAUAGUCAAUUUUAGGCUUGUUCAGACAUUGUUUCCUUUAAGUCAGUGAUGUUAAGAAAAUGCUGAGACAAUAGAGAUAAGCAGAGUGAUUGUAUCUGAAACCCAAUCAUGUACUGCAUGUUUUACUUGGUAAAGUGCCAGCUUAGUUAAUGUACUUUAUCACUCAGUGUUUGUUUGACAGUGUGCAUUUACUUUAUAUAAUUGCCUAUGGAGUGAGAAAUGAGGCCCAGAAACAGUGAUGUUUUGCAGUUACUGCUGCAGGGGCUAGAGUCCAGCUGGUUGAACAGUGGUGUGGCAAUCUGACUCUAUUGUAUGAGGGAAACUUAGUCCCUGCCCAAAGGUUACACUUUGUGCAUAACAUUGGGGCUCUUACUUACACUAUAAAUUAAAUGACAUGCUUCUAUAGUAUGUUUUACAGUUUUUUUCAAAAAUAUUUAAGUGAUAGAACUCUAACUUAAUUUGGCUUCCAGCUCUAUAGUGUUUUAGCAUUGGCAGUUAAAUUCCUCUAGCUGCCUAUUUUUACACCAAAUCCAGAGAGCAGAAAUAUUCCAUUGCUGUGAAGAUGCUCUGCAGCAGUGGUAGCUUAAUUAUUGAAUUUGCUGUCAAAGUAAAUUGAAAAAUUACCCCACCUGUUACAGGGGCUUUAAAAAGAUUCUCUCUCUCAAAACAAAUCUAGAAAUAGAGCGAGCGCUUAAUGGUGUGAUGCAAAUGUUUCUCCAAUGUCUUAAGAGAAACUACAUUUGCAUCAAUGUUAUUCUGAGGCAAAAAUAGUUCUCCCAUUCACAUGUGUGUUUAAUUGGUUAAUUAAACUGAAUCUCAACUCUACCACAUCUGGAAUAUGUUAGUUCUGGUGUAUUAUCUCAGAACAACUUCCCCUCUGCAGUACCUUGGCUCAUAGCAAGAGGUGUCCCCUUGGAAACAGCACCCAUAUACCCAAGGUAUCUGAUAGUUUCAUAUCUACUCCUGUCUUGUGCACAAGCCUAUCCUCCCCCCAGCUUUAUUUAGACGAGCUUGAUCCAUGCCAUAGGGGAUUGUACUUUUAUAUCCUCUUCAAGUUGAGACUAAUUUUAUGAUAAUAUACAUGGAGUGUUUUAUGCUAUACAAACUUUUUCUAGACACCAGAUUGAACAGGGUAAGAUAUUUGGUCAGUUACUUUACAACAUACUGGUGUUUAGAAAUUUCAAGUUCUGGGCAAUCCUACCAAAGCUCACAGACUGACAUCUACGAGGCAAGUUUCACAAACAAUGUUUAGAGAUUCCAAGGCCAGCUGGGACCACUGUGAUCAUCCAGUGAGUCUGACCUCCUGCAGACCAUAUCAGAUCUUUCCUAUCCUGUCUUGUUUUAAAAAUGGGCAGUGAAGAAGAAUCCACCACAACCCAGGGUAAAUUAUUCACCAUUAAAAAUGUAAACCGUAUCUCCAGGCUGAAGUUGGCUAGCUUCAAAUGCCCACCAUUGGACCAUGUUAUACCUUUCUUAGCUAGAUUGAAGAGCCCCUUGUAAGUACCUACCUGAGCACCAAAUAUUUAAUAACCUGUAAUCAAAUCACCCCUUGAGCUCUUUGUUUAUCACUAAAAGGCAUGUUUUCUAAUCCUUUAAUAAUUAUCAGGACUCUUUUCUGAACCCUCUCCAAUUUGUCAACAUCCUUCUUGAAUUGCACCAGAAUUAAACACUGUAUUCCAGCAGCAGUCAAAGGUAAAAUAACCUCUCUAGUCUUACUCAAUCCUUUUUAUGCCUCCCAGGAUCACUUUAGCUCUUUUGGCCACAACAUUGCAGUGGGAGCUCAUGCUCAGCUGAUUAUCCACCACCCCCCAAAUCUUUUUCAGAUUCUAUCAUGCAGUUCCUCUGCAGAAGUAAAUUAUUAGCCACACAGAGGAUUCAGGAAACUGCUGCUAAAGAAGUUGUAGCAUCCCUGAAGCCUCUAGCCCUUGCAUUAGUCAGGUCAAAACAUUAACCAAGUGUUCUGGCAUUCCCUUUAAGUGAAAACCAUUCAAGUUUACCUGAUUGUGGCUUUGUCUGCUAUUCUUAGCCCUGUAGUUCCCAAAGGAUGCAGCUCAAACCACUCAAGUUCUGUCUACACUACAGCAUCCACUGAAGGAGAUGUAGCAGUUGAGAAUUACAGGUCCAGACAUCAAUAAUGAAGUCUAUAGCGCCACUGAAAC
Molecule: messenger RNA, 3653 nt
Organism: Mauremys mutica (yellowpond turtle)
Lineage: Eukaryota; Metazoa; Chordata; Testudines; Geoemydidae
Gene: PDCD2
Product: programmed cell death 2
Exons: 6
Coding region: 17-1102 (361 amino acids)
Cellular component (GO): cytoplasm; nucleus
Source: RefSeq, a predicted model, not a curated record